AUGAUUACAAUGAAGAAACACUACAACAAAUACUUAAAAAAACAGUACCAAAAUUCCCCCCAAUUUCCAAUCCCCUCAAAUUUCCCUUCAGCUGGUUCUGCAGAACAGUUGAAGAGAUGGAGAAGUUUUUUGACUGGAAAGCCUGGAUUGGAUGGACAAUUUUUUAGAAGAUAUGGAAGUAAAUUAAGUCCGGAUGUUAAUGGAGAAUGUCCUUUGAUUUGUCCUCCCUGUGAAGACCCUCCCCCUCCCCCCAACAAACAAAAAAUUGGAGAAACAACAAAUAAUCAAAAAUUAGUUUUAUUAAAGAAACGAAGAAGUCUUUUAAAAGAAGAAAAUGAGAAUAAAAAUUAUGCAGAAUUAUGGGUUCCUAUCGGAGAGUGUAAUACUCGAAGGGAUAGAAUUGUUAGUGCUGAUCCUCCAGGGACUCGAUUAACUUUCACUGUGGUUGUUAAAAUUUAUCAAAAAAUAUUUAUCUUUCUUAUUUUUUACAUAACUCGUGUUGAUCGUGCCUACAACAUUCAAUGUGCCUAUCAGGAGCCUGAAAGGACAUUAAGUGCACAAAUUGAUGUUAGUCCACCCCCAGUCAUUUCAUUAAAUAAUCACAUGCAACCGCCUCAGUGUUCGUAUAAAAUACAUGGACAGAAAACAUCUGAACAAGUUCAAAAUGUCCAAGUUGGAGAACCUUUGGAACAUGAAUGGGUAUGUCUAAGGAAUGGAGUAGAGAGGGAAGAACAACAAUUAAAUGAUCUUUAUGGGUUGCUUGUACAUGAUUGUUUUGUUGACGAUGGGAAGGAUAGAAGGGCGCUAGUUUUGGAUAGUAGAGGGUAA
Meloidogyne enterolobii is the source of this 828-nucleotide messenger RNA. The record is from the annotation of a GenBank genome assembly. Lineage: Eukaryota; Metazoa; Nematoda; Chromadorea; Rhabditida; Meloidogynidae.